ACAACUGUUUUCUGACCCUCAUGUUUGACAUGUUGAAGGUCUGCUUGCAGUGUGAUUGAAUGUUAAAGUUAUUUUAUCCACGAUGAAGCUUUAUAGGACUUUACAGAAUGCUGUGAAAUUCAGGUCGGCGUUUGAUUUCGGCGAGAGGGAAGUGGCGCAUUGGUUUCCUGGUCAUAUGGCAAAAGGACUCAAGCAGAUGAGAGCGAACCUGAAGAAUGUUGACUGCAUCAUAGAAAUCCACGACGCCAGAAUUCCGUUCUCUGGGAGGAACCCGCUCUUUCAGGAGUCGCUGGACGUGCGUCCGCACCUGUUGGUCCUGAACAAAGUGGACCUGGCCGACACCUCAAAUAAGCACAGCAUCGUGAAACGGCUGGAGGGAGACGGCAUCAGGAACGUUGUAUUCACUGAUUGUUUGAAGCAGCGGGAUGACCAUGUGAAAAAGAUAGUUCCUCAGGUGGUCGAGCUGAUCGAGAGUCGUCCACGUUUCCACAGAGAUGAGGAGAGGAGCUACUGUCUCAUGGUGAUCGGAGUUCCCAAUGUUGGAAAGUCCUCGUUCAUCAACGCCCUACGAAGAACCAACCUGAAGAAAGGGAAAGCGUCCAGAGUUGGUGCUGAGCCUGGCAUCACUAAAGCUGUCUUGACCAAAAUUCAGGUGUGUGAGCGUCCGGUGGUGCACCUGGUGGACACUCCAGGAGUCCAGCCGCCUCGCAUUGAGUGUGUGGAGACGGGGAUGAAGCUUGCACUGUGUGGCACCAUUCUUGACCACCUGGUUGGAGAGGAUGUGAUUGCGGACUACUUGCUGUUCACCCUCAACAGAUUAGAGAGGUUCAGCUAUGUGGAGAAGUAUGGCCUGGAGGAACCCUGUGACAGCAUUGAGCAGGUACUGAAGCGCAUCGCCAUCAAGCUGGGCAAGACGCAGAGAGUGAAGGCUAUCACCGGAGUGGGCAACAUCACCAUCACAGUCCCCAACUACACAGCCGCGGCUUACGACUUCAUCCGUGCCUUCAGGAAGGGCGAGCUGGGGAGGGUCAUGAUGGACUGACCCGCACGGGGCGACCUGGAAGCCAGAUGUGAUGACCUCAGAUGUGAUGACCUAUGACCUCAGAUGGGAUGACCUAUGACCUCAGAUGUGAUGACCUCAGAUAGGAUGACUCGGCCGAGCCAACAGCAGCUGUGCCAGAAGGCUUUUGCAAGGACUCAGUUGGGCGUGCCAUCCAAGUGAUUUUUUGGGCCCUAAUUUGAUUGAUGGGCAAAGUCCAGAGUCUUGAGUCUAACUGAAGAUAAUUUAAUAACUGGACAAAAUCCAUUUGCCAGUUCACCACCAUGGGCAAGACAUUGAAGCGAGAAAUCUGCUUGCUGACAGACUUUGCAAAGUAGAGCCCAUCAUGUAUAGAAGAUGUCUAUGGUGUCUUCAGAGUGUUCAUACGUGUAUAGCAGGGGUGGAAAUUAAAAUUUGAAAAUGUGAAAAUCUAUCAGCCAAUAGCAGAUUUCUGGUCAAAUUAACCAGCCACUCAAUGUUAAAAUAUGACUUUUUGUCUGAAAUCUACCCGCCACUCUCGGAUUUUACCAGCAUUUGGCUGGUGGCUGGUGCUAAUUUCCAUCCCUGGUGUAUAGGAGAUCUCUAUGGUGACUUCAGAGUGUUCAUACAUGUGCAGGAGAUCUCUAUGGUGACUUCAGAGUGUUCAUACAUGUGCAGGAGAUCUCUACGGUACCUUCAUGGUGUUCAAUAUAAAUGCUAGCAGGAGAUCUCUAUGGUACCUUCAUGGUGUUCAAUAUAAAUGCUAGCAGGAGAUCUCUAUGGUACCUUCAUGGUGUUCAAUAUAAAUGCUAGCAGGAGAUCUCUAUGGUACCUUCAUGGUGUUCAAUAUAAAUGCUAGCAGGAGAUCUCUAUGGUACCUUCAUGGUGUUCAAUAUAAAUGCUAGCAGGGGAAGGGCUGUAAAUAACAGUAUACUGUAAGUAUGAGGAGGUGCUCAUUAACAGCAAUAAAUUAUUUAUUUUCA
Sardina pilchardus (European sardine) is the source of this 2001-nucleotide messenger RNA. It is a transcript of the gene mtg1, whose product is annotated as mitochondrial ribosome-associated GTPase 1. Gene Ontology annotation, biological process: mitochondrial translation. Gene Ontology annotation, molecular function: GTPase activity; GTP binding. Bases 83 to 1042 code for a protein of 319 amino acids. NCBI's taxonomy places the organism in Eukaryota, Metazoa, Chordata, Actinopteri, Clupeiformes, Clupeidae. Gene Ontology annotation, cellular component: mitochondrion. The transcript is spliced from 12 exons. The record is from RefSeq and is a predicted model, not a curated record.